UCCGGGGCAAGCCAGCCACCUUGAUCUUGCUUCAGGCCGAAGGGGAGGAGCAUGCAGCUGCCGGGGACGCCUCCCCUCAGUGUGCCGUUGACGGACGUGGUCAUUUUAGAGAGUAUGGACAUACUCUUUAGAAUAAGAGGAGGCCUGGAUCUGGCAUUUCAGCUGGCCACAACUGAUGAUUCUUCAACAAAAGAGGCAUUAAAAUAUGUUUUCAGUGAUCUUUCAGCCAAACUGACUUCAGAUGUGCUGGUGUUCAGAAUCUGCCACAGCCCAGUGUAUCUGUGGCCAAAUAGUGGAACAUUCUCAGUUGCAACAGAGCUUUCAGAUGACUCUGCUUGUAAAGAGAUACUACGGUUUAUUCAAUUUGAGCAAGAAGAUGAGACUAAACGCAGGUUUUCAAAAAAGAAAGAUAAAAAAUCACAAGAAUUGCAGCCUAUAGUAAAUAUAGAUCUUAUGCUGGAAAUGACAACUUCAUUAGAGGCUCUUGCUCCAGUCAUUGAAAAGGAGAACAAAGGGCAUCACUACAUAAGCAUGACCUUGCCAAUUGAUGCUGUAGUCUCCGUGUCUCCAGAAGAAAUGUGGCGGAAUUUACGAAGUCUCCUGGUGAAUGCAAUUCAUGCUCAGCUAACUGAUAUGGAAAGGUGCAUUUUGAAACAUAUGAAAGGAACAUCUGUUGUGGUGCCUGAACAAUUUCAUUUCAUGUUACCAGGGAAAAAGCACCUUGUAACAGUCUCAUAUCCUACAGGCAUUUCUGAUAGUCAGCUGGAGACUUACAGGCAGGAAUUACAUGGACGGUUUAAUCUACCAUUUGACAGACCUUAUUUCCGAAGGUCUAAUGCCUAUCACUUUCCAGAUGAACCAUUCAAGGAUGGAUAUCUCAGAAACCCACAUGUACAUCUUAAUCCACCUGGCAUAGAGUCUGGUAUGGUCUAUUUGGUAUAUGGCACGUAUAGUUAUCAUCAUUACAUGCAGGACCAUAUUGAUGAUAACGGCUGGGGCUGCGCUUAUCGCUCUCUACAGACAAUAUGCUCAUGGUUCAAGCAUCAGGGAUACACGGAGAGAUCAGUACCGACACACAAGGAUAUCCAGCAGGCUCUAGUUGAUGUUGGAGACAAGCCACCAGGCUUUGUUGGAUCACGUCAGUGGAUUGGUUCUAUUGAAGUGCAGCUUGUACUGAGCCAACUGCUACGGAUAACGUCAAAAAUACUGUUUGUCAGCCAAGGAUCUGAGCUGGCUUCUCAGGGAAGAGAACUUGCUAAUCACUUCAAGACUGAGGGCACACCAGUGAUGAUUGGUGGUGGAGUCUUGGCUCACACAAUACUAGGGGUAGCGUGGAAUGAGAGCACAGGCCACAUAAAAUUUCUAAUCCUGGAUCCACAUUACACAGGGCAAGAGGAUCUGCAUAUUGUAUUAGAAAAGGGUUGGUGCGGAUGGAAGGGCCCAGAUUUCUGGAAUAAAGAUGCUUAUUAUAACCUGUGUCUACCUCAACGACCGAAAUCUAUUUGAACACCUAUUUAGAAGAUUGUGGUAACAGCUGUGUUAUGUCUUACCUAAAAUAUGUAUACAGUGUGAGAAAUCAUGCAUUUUUGCAAUGAUUUUUUACUUAAAAUUCCUUGUUGCUCAGAGCACCUACUGAAAUAGAAAUACAAUAUUUUAGAGUACAAAAUGAUUUAUUCAAAUAAAACCUGAUUAUUAAACAUGUCAUUUUGUAAUAGUUUCCCUGCUCUUAUAAUCUGACCCUAACAACACAAUCCUAUACAGUACUCAGAAGCAGGAUCUAGUCCCAAGUAAGUGUGUAUAGGAUUGCAGCCUAAGACUUCUCAAUAGAACAUUAUUGGGGGCAUGAUGUGACACUAUAAGGUAUUACUUCAGCGUUGCAGUGAAGUUCUGUGAUCCUUGCAGACUGAUGCAUGAGUUCAGAGUGUGUUAAUCAACAAGAUCGUGUUCAUUAUUAUGCUCUAAACACUGUGACCCUGUUCAGACAACACUUUGGGGAACAUGGUUAUGCUAAUGUCUCAUUGUGGUUACCACUAGCCACACCUAAUGCUGCUGCCACAUGAUCAUGGAACCACAGUCUGUUGUGGAGUUUGCCUAGCCACAUAUCUCCCUGCUAAUCUCUUCAGUCCUCCAACUGGUCCAUUCCGCAUCCCAGCAUCCUUUGUGGCACGCACCGCUCAGGGUAGCCAUUUCCUGGCUGAGGCUGGCAGUCGGUUGAGGCUGUGGCGCCUGAGGAUUAUGUAGCAACUGUGGUUGGGGGAAACGGCGUACACAUGGCACUCUAAGCCUUCAUGGUUAGCCCAAAAUGGUUAACCCAGCAUGGCUUAGCAUGCCAUCUGAACCAGUGAAUAAUGCCUAAAGGUAUUUCCAUAGUCCACAGCUAUGUUGAAGUAAAGUAGUUUUUAGAGCCUGAUAGCAAUGCUAAUUUUUAAUAUACCAUCCCCCUCCCUUCCUUGAGUGUGUGCAUGCAGAUGAAGUAUUUGAUAUUGUAGGAGGAGCAACAUAGUCACAUUAUUAAUGCUAAAUGUUACAUAGUUACUUGGGAGAAAGAUGAUAGAAAAACCCCAGUUCUUUUAUACAUAUUUAUUGUGUAAAUACAGGAUAUUUUUUUUAAAAAAGUAUCUUCUUCAAGAAGCAACCUACUCUCCUUCUCAGAAGGCAUUGUUCAAAGUAUUCGAUUUUCAGCUCAUGUGUCUCUGUAGAGUUCUAGUAGUUUAUAUAUUUCUUCUUAUGGGGAUUGGUUUUCCCAUGGCAUCAAAGACUUCGUAUCUAUUUAAAUGCAAAGAAAAUGUCUGAUUUUCAAACAUAAAGCCUGUAUUUGGAUUAAGCAUUCUAUUUGUAUAUAUCACCCAGUUUCAAUAUGACAUAACCCCAUCUUCAACAUCAGUUUUCAAGGGGUGAUUGCCCACCCGUUUCCUUCAUCAGCUUAGAAAUUCUUCUUUUCCCUCCCAUACAACCCCACUGCCCCAGGGAUUGUCACAGCAUGUUUUAUUGAUUUAAAAUAGGAAUGCACAAUCUUUGAUCCAGAAGCCUAAUCUAGCCUGUGGAGAUUCUGCAUCUGGCUCACAAGAUCUCCUUGGGCUCCUCCAGGAGGAGUGACUUUGCCUUGAAGCCCCACCCUUAGAGAAAACACCCAUGGCGGAAUUCCCACUGUUAGCUCUGAUCCCAGAUUAGAGGUAACAGUGAGGUGCAGGCCCUGGGAAGAGCAACCGUUCUUCCAGUACCAGCCAAGUGCAGUGCUCCCAUGGGGACAAUGCAUGUUGUGUGAAGCCAGGGACUUGGCCAGUACUGGGAGAAGCUGCUUCUCCCAGCACUGGCCAAGCCCUUUUCUCUUUUCUGAGGAAGGCAUGAAAAGCCAAAAUGAGAUGGAGGAAAUGAUUUCGGUGUACGGAGUCCUGCCCACUGUUGUCAUUUGGCCUGCAGAGGGCCUGGUGGGACAUAGUUCAGCACCCCCCACUUUAGCUCUGAACCCCGGUUAUUAUUAUUAUUAUUUAUAUAGCACCAUCAAUGUACAUGGUGCUGUAGAACAUUAGUCACUUAAGUAAGCACUGAAAGCAGGGUCCGAACAGAACAUUUAAACAACAGCAGCAACAAAUCAUUAAAAUCGUUAAAUUCAAUAAAUAAAAUUAAAGCUGUAAUCCUAUAAACACUGACCUGAGGUAAGUCCCAUUGAACUCAAUGGGACUUACUUCUCAAUAAACAUCUAUAGGAUUGCAGUGUGUGUCCGUAAAACUUCUAAAACUGAACACUAAAUUAAAAAUAACAGUGAUCAGCAGCAAACUUUUUAAAAGCAGUUAAUAUAUAACCCAGGUGAAAGUAAUGGGUGUGAUCAACUAUGGAAUACCAACAUAAGAGUACAAGAGUAUAAAUCUUACAGGGUUGUUUCUUUAAAAAAAUAUUGGACUGUGUUUUCAAAAUGUUGCCAAGGGAUGUAGCAGUUAACAUUCUAAGUAUAUGGGUUCAAGCAGCAGUUGCUGUUUAGUAAAAAGGUGCUCUGUCCAUUAUUAUACAAUAUUAUAUACCAUAUAUUUCUUCGAAGAAGGGAGACAGUCACAUUGGGGAGGGCAAUACUAAAUGGGUAUGGUUAAAGGUGAGAGGAUGGAAAUAGUAGACUGAGGCUGCAAUCCUGAACACUCUUUCUAGGGAUUACGUGGUACUAAAAUCAGUUAAUUUAACAGUAUAUGAACAAAAUAUUUUAUUUGCACUACUGUGAUUGGGGUAUCCUUCUCGUAUUGAGGUUAUAUCUAGUGCCUAACUAAACUGUAGACCUAUCAUACAACUGUAUUGCAAGAUACUGGGAAAUGUUGGCUUUACUGUGGCCGUUUAAUACACUUUUCCCAGACUGAAUUUGUAUCAGAUUAAAUGCUGUGCUUUAAAGAAGUUGCCUCUUAUUACGAUAAUCUUUUGUCUAGUGGAAGAUAAGCAUCAUACCAUUUGAUCUCACUCUCUUCUUGCUUAUGGGUCUCUUGCUUUCACAUGCUCGUUUCUGUCUUCUUGCUGCAUCUCCAAGCAUGCAAUCAUCAUUGUCAUGCAGGGAAUAAUUAAUCUGUGUUACUGUUUUUCUGGUUCGCAUGUGUUUCACUGACAUGAGGAACUGGGCACACUCCAAAAAUCCAAAAGCCGAUGCGAGGUCUUCUGCUGUUUGACCAUUCUUAUUGCGCAAGCUGAGAUAAAUAAUUAAAACAAAAUCAAUACA
Elgaria multicarinata webbii is the source of this 4693-nucleotide messenger RNA. It is a transcript of the gene UFSP2, whose product is annotated as UFM1 specific peptidase 2. The transcript has 12 exons. The record is from RefSeq and is a predicted model, not a curated record. NCBI's taxonomy places the organism in Eukaryota, Metazoa, Chordata, Lepidosauria, Squamata, Anguidae. The coding region runs from base 52 to 1506 and encodes 484 amino acids.